AUCAGACAGUAAAACUAUCUUCUUCGAUGUUAGUACGUAUCAUCAAUGUUAGUGAUGUAUAAGACAAUGCAAUAGGACUGGUGUCCUUGCUCGGUUGAGAUGGACUGCACAAUAGAAAUAGAACACUGACCUCUCCAACGCUAAUAGGUUACGGGAGAGUCCUUCGGUGCUCGAUAAUAUGCCGAGGGGCUUCCAGUCUUUGUCGAGAUGUUCUCUCAUCGGUUAGCCCGUCUUUCGUGGACUCUUUUGUGACUUCUUUUUUGACGGGGCACCUCGGCUCUUGAUUGUCAGUGGACGAGAGAGAUGAUAUAUACAAAGAUUAGAUCAUGGCAGACAAAGGAAUAAUUUGAUUGAUUGGAAAAAGCGAAGCGAAAUCCGUCUAAAAGGCCUCUGAUUCGGCGAUUAACCCUAUCAAGCCGACUGGGUUUUUGAUUCAAAUCGGUUUGGCUGGUAGCAGGAGAGACGGCGAAAAGAAUUAAGAACCCAAAUUCUUAAUAACCCAUUGUCUACCCUUCAGGGCUGUAAUCUUCCCAUAACAAAGCACAAUUCCACUUCAACGACCCAACAAACGGCGCCAGGCUUUCCCCGCUAACUUCUACACAGAGAGACGGCGUUGUCGACGACUUUCCCCCUCUCUCUCCCUCUGUUCCUCUCAAAUCAGAAUCCAAAUUCCAGAUUAUCAUUGUCAGAAUUCAGAGCCAACUAAUCCGAAACCGUAAUUUCCAACGUCCCCUGGGUUUCACGGAAAGCGCUCGCGAUUCCCCGCUUUUCCGACUGUCCACCUCUUCAAUUAAUAGUUGCCGUUUUGAGACCUCAAUUCGAUUCUCUUUGUGGGUUGUUAAACCGAAAGCAUCUGAUAGAACCCGGAAGCUCACUUGCUCGCGCUUGAGUCUGUAGAGUCUGGGACACAAAUAUGUAUCAUGCGAACAAAGUUUCAACUGUGAGCUUAGUGCCGCGUAGAACUCAAGAUGCUGAACAAGUUUCCAAUGUUGAAAGCUUAGGUGGAGCUGGAGUAAAGACUAUCACUCCUCUUGGAGGUGCUGGGAAACAGCGUUUGCGGUGGACUUCAGAUCUUCAUGACCGCUUUGUGGACGCAAUCACACAACUAGGGGGACCAGACAAGGCAACACCGAAAGGUGUCCUAAGCUUGAUGUGUGUCCCUGGACUUACCAUUUAUCACGUGAAAAGCCAUUUACAGAAGUGUCGCCUUGCAAAAUACCUGCCAGAGUCUUCAGCUUAUGUUUUAGGUUCCAAAGACGAGAAGAAAGGCUCUGCAGAAAGCCCCUCUGACAUGGAUUCUUCCUCGGGAGUUCAAAUCAAUGAAGCAUUGAGAUUGCAGAUGGAGGUCCAGAAGCGUUUACAUGAACAACUUGAGGUGCAGAGGCAGUUACAAGUAAGGAUAGAAGCCCAGGGUAAAUACUUGCAGAAGAUCGUUGAGGAGCAGCAGAAACUAGGUGGGGUGCUAAAAGAUUCCAAGCCACUGGUCGAGGAGAACAAAACGGCCUCUCCAACUGAGAUGCCUAGAACUGGCCCAACAGAAGCGUCUUCUCCCCGUAAGAAACCAAGGAUGGAUGAUGGUUUGAGAGAUGACAGCUGCUGUUCUCUAUUUCCUGCAGAAACCCGACCAGAAGAAAUAUCUUAAUUGGGACCAAAACUUGUGUCUUGGACAUGGGAUUGACUAGCUAUCUGACACCCUACAGCUUGCAUUGAUGCUGAGAAUGGACAGAUCCAAGAACUCCACAAAUCAUAAGAGCAAAGAUGAAAUCAAUGUUGCAUUGGCGGGAAACUUGACUUGCCAUACAUGGUGAAAGCACUGUAUAUGGUCUCAUUUAGUAUGCUUUUCUAAGAGUGUAAUAAGAUGUAAAAUCUAUUCUAUCAAUUCUCAGUCACUAUUUCGAACUCCUA
Molecule: messenger RNA, 1905 nt
Organism: Tripterygium wilfordii
Lineage: Eukaryota; Viridiplantae; Streptophyta; Magnoliopsida; Celastrales; Celastraceae
Product: myb family transcription factor PHL7-like
Exons: 7
Coding region: 914-1642 (242 amino acids)
Molecular function (GO): DNA binding; DNA-binding transcription factor activity
Source: RefSeq, a predicted model, not a curated record